GGGCAGUGUUACGUUGUCGCGUGAACCUUGUAGCAGAGGCAGGUUACAGGUAGUGGGGAGGUAUCCUCGGGAAAUUAUCAAUUAGCACCAUUCGUGUUAUAUAUAAGCUCCAUAUUUACCAGUGAAAUCUAGUAGGAGUUGUCGUGAGUGGCAGGAAGGAGUGUAUCAAGCGAGGGAAGGACUGGAGGAGGAAUAACAGGAAUAGUUUGUUGGACUGAGGUGUACGAGGCAGAGGUGUGAGCAUGUCGCUAGCACGGGCCCUCUCCCGAUCCCUGCCCCUGCUACACGUGCACGGCAGACGGGAGGCAGUUACCAUUGCAGUUGCCCACUACCAUGACAAGGUGAUUGACCACUACGAGAACCCACGCAAUGUUGGGUCACUGGACAAGAAUGACGAGACAGUGGGGACAGGCCUGGUGGGCGCACCUGCCUGUGGGGACGUCAUGAAGCUACAAGUGAAGGUGGAUGAUAACGGCAAGAUCAUUGAUGCUCGGUUCAAGACGUUUGGAUGCGGCUCAGCCAUUGCCUCAUCCUCUCUAGCCACAGAAUGGGUCAAGGGAAAGACUCUUGAUGAAGCUCUCAAGAUAAAAAAUGUUGACAUCGCCAAGGAGCUCAAGCUGCCCCCAGUCAAACUUCACUGCUCCAUGCUUGCUGAGGAUGCCAUCAAGGCAGCUUUGAGUGACUAUCGGAUUAAGCAGUCUUCCAAGGAUAAGUUGAAGCAAGAGAAGCAGUAGGUUAUCUUAAGAAUUGUGGUCAUAUGAUUAUUUCAUUGUAUAGUAAAUCCAGGAUAUAUUUAACUAGUUAGCAGAAAGCUGGGAUUUUUAAGCUGAAAGCUUGAUCAGUCAACUUGCCUUGGGAAUUCAAAUACAGGCUGGAUGAUAACCAAAACCUAGCACUUGUCUAAUAUAGUUGCAUUAUCAGUCAACUUCCCAUGGGAAUUCAAACACAGAAUGAAUAAUAACCAAAACCUAACACUUGUCCACUCUGGGUGCAUUGGGAAGCUAUACCUUGCUAUAAACUGUCAGGAUCUGUUAGGUUUAUCAAAUAUAGAAACUGAUGAGACCCAUGCAUUAUAGAGUUGAGAGACAGAAGACAUGGGAGCAAGGUAAAGUUCUGCUUGAAACAGUGUGUGGCUGCUUCAUUGUGCUGCUUUUCUCAUCCUCUGCUCUGAUAUUUUGAUGCAAUUAUGAAACAAAAAAGUUAAUGCAUUAUAGUUUAAUGUAUUUAAGGUUAACUGUACCUUUUAUUAUGUUCACAUAGCAAUUCAUUGGUUGUAUUAUAUGCAAAUGGCAAUGAGUAUCUGUCACAGAAUAUUGCAGUUUAUGUAUAGUACUGUUUUCAAGUCGUAGCUCAAAAUUCAUAAACUAUUGUGAGAUUCAGGUUAGUUUCAGAUUAAUUGCUACUGAUUUGUACUCGCCUCUUUUCUUAUUUUUGUAAAUAUGGAAAUUAUUUUAUAUCAGAAAUAUUAUGAGGCUAGAGAUAAUUUUAGGUGUUACACAUGUAAACAGUUUAUAGCACAGUGGUUAUCAAACUUUUUUGCUGAGUGGUACACUAAAGGUAUAUCUUGGACUCUGACAGUGCACCAAACAUAUAGUGCAGGCCUACCAAGCAGCACAAAUUUAAGAACACUUUCCUAUCUAGGAGAAAUAGGCAGCACAUUUUGGUGAUAGUCACACAGUUUGCAACUCACUAGUAUAGUGUGAAUUUUUUUCUCUCUCUCUCUCUCUCUCUCUCUCUCUCUCUCUCUCUCUCUCUCUCUCUCUCUCUCUCUCUCUCUCUCUCUCUCUCUCUCUCUCUCUCUCUCUCUCUCUCUCUCUCUCUCUCUCUCUCUCUCUCUCUCUAGGUUUGUUACAGGCUACCUAAUUAGAUGUAAGUCAUUGCCGGUGUUGUAUAUUGGAUUUAAAAAUUUACAGCUUCAUAAAAUGUCUGUGAUCAAUAGAGUAUGUCCAAAGUUCCAACUUUGUAGAGUUCCUGUUGUGUUGGAAGUGAUUAUUAUUUAUGCCAUGAAAGUAGAAUAAGAAGUGCUACACCAGCAUUUUACAUGUAUAUCACUCCCAUUAAUCAGUUACAUGUCUAAAAAUCAAAUGGGAAAUUAUUGACAUUAUGUACUACUCUGGGCAACUUGUACAUAUGUAUUAUUUUUUAUAGUAUAUAUACAGCAAAGAUACAUCAGUGUAGAUACCUGUAUAUUAAUUGGUUUGCAGUAUAUAUUUUCAAUCCAU
Messenger RNA from Scylla paramamosain (green mud crab), 2222 nucleotides. RefSeq names its product iron-sulfur cluster assembly scaffold protein IscU-like (gene IscU). The record is from RefSeq and is a predicted model, not a curated record. NCBI's taxonomy places the organism in Eukaryota, Metazoa, Arthropoda, Malacostraca, Decapoda, Portunidae. Gene Ontology annotation, molecular function: ferrous iron binding; 2 iron, 2 sulfur cluster binding. Bases 243 to 734 code for a protein of 163 amino acids. Gene Ontology annotation, cellular component: cytoplasm; mitochondrial matrix. Gene Ontology annotation, biological process: iron-sulfur cluster assembly; intracellular iron ion homeostasis. The transcript is spliced from 4 exons.